CCCCUGCAGUCACAUGGUGUCUCUUUAUUCCCAUUCAUUGUGUGUACAGCUGUUUGGUGCUGCGCUGGGAGGGUGUGAUGCUCCAGUAUAUAAUGCAGGACCCCAGCAGAGCCAUGUGAUUCUUGCAGCCGGGAGCCCCAGCACACCAUCAGAAGGACCUUGCUCCAGCCCAACAUGAGGUCAUCUCUCGCUCCAGCCAUCAGGCUGUUCCAUGGAGUGUCCAAAGACAGCUGGUAUCGGGGAUUCAUUGUUGUUUUGACAUUCAUAUUUUACACCGGAUAUCACAUGUCCAGGAAGCCCCUCAGUGUGGUCAAGAGUCAGCUGCAUCGAAAUUGCUCCGAAUUUCCCAAGCCUCUGGGGAAUUUCUCCGAAAAUGACACCACGUGGUGUGACUGGGCCCCGUUCGAUGGUGGCAAUUAUAAAGAACUUCUGGGAUCUCUGGACACGGCGUUCCUGGUGGCGUACGCCAUCGGCAUGUUCCUGAGCGGUAUGUUUGGCGAGCGCCUUCCAUUGCGCUAUUAUUUGUCCGGCGGUAUGGUCAUCUGCGGGGUGUUCACAACUUUCCUGGGGCUGGGCUAUUACUGGAAAAUUCACGCCCUCUGGUACUAUAUCCUCUUCCAGAUAUUGAAUGGAGUGGCUCAGACUACAGGAUGGCCGUCUGUGGUGGCCUUGAUGGGGAACUGGUUUGGUAAAGGAAAACGAGGGUUCAUCAUGGGGAUCUGGAACUCUCACACGGCUGUCGGAAACAUAUUGGGCUCUCUUAUUGCCGGGGCUUUUGUCUCCUCUGCCUGGGGCUUGUCCUUCAUCGUACCAGGAGUUAUAAUCGCUGUACUGGGAAUCAUCUGCUUCCUCUUCCUCGUUGAGUAUCCUGAAGAUGUAGGCUGCACCCCUCCGGAUCAGAAAAGCGAUGAAGAGAAGGACGAACUGGACAACAUCCAGGUCAUGAACAGCAGCACAGAGAACAUAUUUAAGACACAAGCUGGAGCAGACCUGGAGGAGUCUGGGAAUCCCCAAGAGACGACUGAACACCCGCAGGCCAUCAGCUUCUGUGGGGCGCUCAGGAUCCCGGGUGUUGUGGAAUUCUCGCUGUGUCUGCUGUUUGCAAAGCUUGUCAGCUACACUUUCCUCUACUGGCUCCCUCUCUAUAUAGCGAAUGUCGCUCACUUUGAUCCCAAAACAGCAGGAGACAUGUCCACUUUGUUUGAUGCUGGUGGCAUUGUAGGUGGGAUCCUUGCUGGAGCAAUAUCUGAUUACACUGGAGGACGAGCCAUCCCCUGCGCUGUCAUGCUGAUAUUAACUGCCCCGAUGCUGUUCAUUUAUAACCAGUUUGGCCAGACAGAUGUUUCCACCACAGUUGCCAUGCUGGUUAUCUGUGGGAUGUUGGUGAAUGGGCCGUAUUCCCUCAUCACAACUGCCGUGUCCGCUGAUCUGGGAACACAUGAGUCUCUACAUGGAAAUGCUAAGGCCCUGUCCACUGUCACUGCCAUCAUUGACGGUUCUGGAUCUAUAGGUGCUGCUCUGGGACCAACGUUGGCCUCCAUCCUCUCCUCCAAAGGCUGGAACUACGUCUUCUACAUGCUGAUCGCUGCCGAUCUCCUGGCUUGUUUGUUUCUGGCUCGUCUGGUGUACAAAGAGAUUAAACAGUUCUGCCGAUGUUGCAGCACAGUCAGAGGGUUUCAAGAGAUGUGAUGACCCCCCUACGCCUGUUUGGUCAAUGUUUUUACGGCUGGCCGGUCCAGCUCGUUGCUGCUACUGAAGAUUGUUGAACGCGGGAAGUUUUUAAAUCGAUUUUCUAAUUGUAGACAUCCCAAACUUU
Molecule: messenger RNA, 1816 nt
Organism: Nanorana parkeri
Lineage: Eukaryota; Metazoa; Chordata; Amphibia; Anura; Dicroglossidae
Gene: SLC37A2
Product: solute carrier family 37 member 2
Exons: 20
Coding region: 175-1689 (504 amino acids)
Biological process (GO): phosphate ion transmembrane transport; glucose-6-phosphate transport
Cellular component (GO): endoplasmic reticulum membrane
Molecular function (GO): glucose 6-phosphate:phosphate antiporter activity
Source: RefSeq, a predicted model, not a curated record